Sorex fumeus (smoky shrew) is the source of this 2220-nucleotide messenger RNA. RefSeq names its product transmembrane channel like 3 (gene TMC3). The record is from RefSeq and is a predicted model, not a curated record. The transcript is spliced from 21 exons. NCBI's taxonomy places the organism in Eukaryota, Metazoa, Chordata, Mammalia, Eulipotyphla, Soricidae. Gene Ontology annotation, molecular function: mechanosensitive monoatomic ion channel activity. Bases 1 to 2220 code for a protein of 739 amino acids. Gene Ontology annotation, cellular component: plasma membrane.
AUGAAGCGCUCCAAGGGGUCCCAGCGCUGCUGCAGCACCCACAAAAAUGCCAGCCAGCGUCACCUCUGCCCGGAUUCCCUGCUGCUCAGCCACCUGGACGAUGGCAGCAGUGUGGACGCAGAAGAUGGCAGUGACCCAGAGCGAAUCUUCCAGAACCUGCAGCUGCAGAAGGACCUGGUGGCCAACAUUCGCUGCCGCCCCUGGACCAUGACACAGAAGCUGCGGGCCCUGAGACGUGCCAAGGAGACAGUGCUCAGGUUUGAGGGGAGACUCACCAGGACCCGCGGCUACCAGGCAGCAGGCAGUGAGCUCUGGAGGAGGCUCGUACGUCUCGCCUCGAACUUUGCCGUCCUCUUCAUCCCCUGGGAAACGCGGAUAAAGAAGAUUGAGAGUCACUUUGGCUCUGGGGUCGCCUCCUACUUCAUCUUCCUGCGGUGGCUGUUCGGGGUCAAUGUUGUGCUCUCCGUGAUGACCGGCGCCUUUGUUGUCAUCCCUGAGCUUGUCGCAGGGCAGCCCUUUGGGAGCACCACCAGCAAGAGCAUCCCCCAGGAGCACGUUGCAUCAGCCCAAGACCUAGACACCGUGUGGUCCCUGGGGGGCUACCUGCAGUACUCCGCACUCUUCUAUGGCUACUACGGCCGGGAACGACGCAUUGGCAGAGCCGGCUACAGGCUGCCCCUGGCCUACUUCCUGGUGGGCAUGGCUGUGUUUGCCUACAGCUUCGUGGUGCUUCUGAAGAAGAUGGCCAAGAACUCCCGCAGCAGCCUGGCCAGCGCCUCGGACGAGAGCUACGCCUUCUGCUGGCGUGUGUUCUGUGCCUGGGACUACCUUAUUGGGAACCCCGAGGCUGCCGAAAGCAAGACAGCCGCCAUCGUCAACAGCAUCCGGGAGGCCAUCCUGGAGGAGCAGGAAAAGAAAAGAAGCAAGAACCUGGCCGUGACCGUGUGCCUGAGGCUUGUGGCCAACGUGCUGGUGCUGCUCUCGCUGGCCGGAAGCAUCUUCCUCAUCUACUUUGUGGUGGGCCGUGCCCAGCGGCUGGAGCAGGCACAGCGUGAGCUCACACUCUGGGAGAAAAAUGAGGUGAGUGUGGUGGUCUCCCUGGUGACCAUGCUGGCCCCAUCCGCCUUCGACCUCAUCGCGGCCCUGGAGCGCUACCACCCCCGGACUACACUGCGCUUCCAGCUGGCAAGGGUGCUGGUGCUGUACCUGGGAAACUUGUACAGCCUCAUCAUUGCCCUCCUGGACAAGGUGAACAGCAUGAGCACUGAGGCUUCGACCUUGAGGAACACCACGGCUCCCUGGGAAGGUGCGGCUGUGGCCUGGGCCACUGGCACAGCCCCUGCAGGAGAGAAAUGGCUGCAGCUCCUGAGAAACAGCUCGGGGACCCCCGGCCUGGCGCCCCCAGAAGCCAACAGCACCACCAUGCUUCCCCAGAGCCCCCCAGGCCCCUGCUGGGAGACCUAUGUCGGGCAGGAGAUGCUGAAGCUGUCCAUCGUUGACAUGCUCUUCACCGUGGCCAGCGUGCUGCUCAUCGACUUCCUCCGUGGGCUUGCCGUGCGGUACCUGAGUGACUACUGGUGCUGGGACCUGGAGAGCAAGUUCCCCGAGUACGGAGAGUUCAAGAUCGCAGAGAACGUCCUGCAUCUGGUCUACAACCAGGGCAUGAUCUGGAUGGGCGCUUUCUUCUCCCCGUGUCUUCCUGCUGUCAACGUCCUCAAACUCACGGGGCUCAUGUACCUGCGGAGCUGGGCGGUGCUCACCUGCAAUGUGCCCCACCAGCAAGUGUUCCGGGCCUCCAGGUCCAACAACUUCUACCUGGCAACGCUCCUGUUCAUGCUCUUCCUGUGUGUGCUGCCCACCAUCUUCGCCAUCGUCCGCUACAAGCCAUCGCCGCAGUGCGGCCCCUUCAGUGGCCAGGAGAAGAUGUACGACGUGGUGUCUGAGACGGUGGCAGAGGACUUCCCCACCUGGGUGGGCUCUGUGCUGGGCUACGCCGCCAGCCCCGUGGUGAUCCUGCCCGCUGUGCUGCUGCUCCUCAUGCUCAUCUACUACCUGCAAAGCAUCGCGCGCUCCCUGCAGCUCAGCAACCAGCAGCUCCGGGCACAGAUGCAGGACGCACGGUCGGAGGACAAGAAGAAGCUGGCACAGCUGGCGGGAGCUCUGGAGGUGGACCUGACCCUCCUACUGAAAUUUGAACUCUUCUGGGAGUCACUAGCUUGA